AUGCACGACUCCGUCACCUCGCUGCCCCCCUCAACCAGACACAUCAUCACGCACGAUGCACAAGGAAAAAGCAUCGUUCAUUCCGCUCCGGCAUUGCAAUAUUACGGACUCCCUGGUAUGGGUGGCGCAGCUCGCUCGUACGCAACUCCUUCUACCCCAGCAUCCCUUGAAAACGAGGCAGACAUAAAUGCGUACAUCGCCCCCACUGGCCCCCAAAGUUUCACUACCCGCGACAUCGUUUCCCCAGGCUCAGGAUCGCACUUGAUAGUUUGCGAGUUGGCCCCCGGCCAGGCGAGCCAGAUGCAUCAGACGGUAUCUGUAGAUUACGUGGUGUGUACGCAUGGGCGGUUGAAUAUGCAGACGGGGAGUGGGGAAGUGAUUAAAUUGAGGCCUGGUGACCACGUUGUUCAAAGGGGAACAAUGCAUAAAUGGAUCAAUGGGUCGGAUACGGAGCCUACGCGAUUCAUUGCUGUUACGGUGCCGUGCGAGCCGUUUAAGAUUCCGGGGACUGACAAGAUGCUGCAAGAGGUCCAUGUUGAGGGGAGUGAAGCAAAGGAUUGGGAUGUGAGUCAGUUGUGA
Molecule: messenger RNA, 579 nt
Organism: Bipolaris sorokiniana ND90Pr
Lineage: Eukaryota; Fungi; Ascomycota; Dothideomycetes; Pleosporales; Pleosporaceae
Exons: 3
Coding region: 1-579 (192 amino acids)
Source: RefSeq, a predicted model, not a curated record